GCUUCUCAGUAGCGCUGAGCUUAGCUUCACAGUGGUAGCUGGUUGUUUUCCUCAUCGCCGCCCGGGGUCCCCACUCGUCGUCGCCGCCGCUGAACUCCGCCGCUGCAAAACCCGUCGUUACUUUUCCAGCGGCGCUAAAGACGGACCACAGGCUACAGAUGGACCAGCAGGACCAAUCCUAUAUGUUUGCCAGUCUCACGCGGCCCCACUCGGAGCAGCUGCUGCAAGGCCUCCAGCUCCUGCGGCAGGAUCAUGAACUAUGUGACAUUGUCCUGCGUGUGGGCGAUGCCAAGAUCCAUGCCCACAAAGUAGUGCUGGCCAGCAUAAGUCCUUACUUCAAGGCCAUGUUCACGGGUAACCUGUCCGAGAAGGAGACCUCUGAGGUGGAGUUCCAGUGCAUCGACGAGACUGCCUUGCAGGCCAUCGUAGAGUACGCCUACACUGGUACUGUGUUUAUCUCCCAGGAAACGGUGGAAUCUUUGCUCCCGGCUGCCAACUUACUCCAGGUUAAGCUAGUGCUUAAGGAGUGCUGCUCCUUCUUGGAGAGCCAGCUCGAUGCUGGGAACUGUAUAGGCAUCUCUCGCUUUGCAGAGACGUAUGGCUGUCACGAUCUGUGCCUGGCUGCAACUAAGUUCAUCUGUGAGAACUUUGAGGACGUCUGUCAGACGGAGGAGUUUUUUGAACUGACGAGGGCCGAGUUGGACGAAAUUGUGUCCAAUGACUGCCUUAAGGUGGUCACGGAGGAGACUGUAUUCUACGCCCUGGAAUCGUGGAUCAAAUAUGAUGUAACUGAGAGACAGCAGCAUCUGGCACAGCUGCUGCACUGCGUUCGCCUUCCACUCCUCAGCGUCAAAUUCCUCACUCGCCUAUAUGAAGCCAACCACCUUAUACGAGAUGACCACGCAUGCAAGCACCUGCUCAAUGAGGCCCUUAAAUAUCAUUUUAUGCCAGAGCACCGACUUUCCUAUCAGACAGUUCUGUCCGCACGGCCCAGGUGUGCUCCCAAGGUGCUGCUUGCAGUCGGAGGCAAGGCUGGACUGUUUGCCACACUAGAAAGCAUGGAAAUGUAUUUCCCUCAGACCGAUUCGUGGAUCGGACUGGCCCCUCUCAGCGUGCCACGGUACGAGUUUGGUGUAGCAGUGCUGGACCACAAGGUAUAUGUGGUGGGAGGCAUUGCCACACACAUGAGACAGGGCAUCAGCUAUCGGAGACAUGAGAGCACAGUGGAGAGCUGGGACCCCGAAAGCAACACCUGGUCCUCGGUGGAGCGCAUGGCCGAGUGCCGCAGCACCCUCGGGGUGGUGGUGCUGGCCGGAGAGCUGUACGCCCUGGGGGGCUAUGACGGGCAGUAUUACCUUCAGUCGGUGGAGAAAUACGUCCCUAAGUUGAAGGAGUGGCAGCCGGUGGCACCCAUGACAAAGUCCCGCAGCUGCUUCGCCACUGCUGUGCUGGAUGGAAUGGUGUACGCUAUUGGAGGCUAUGGCCCAGCCCACAUGAACAGCGUGGAGCGGUACGACCCCAGCAAGGAUGCCUGGGAAAUGGUAGCCCCCAUGGCAGAUAAGAGGAUUAACUUUGGAGUAGGCGUCAUGCUCGGCUUCAUAUUUGUGGUUGGUGGACAUAAUGGAGUGUCACACCUGUCCAGCAUUGAGAGGUACGAUCCACACCAGAACCAGUGGACAGCCUGUCGGCCGAUGAACGAACCUCGCACAGGUGUAGGCUCUGCCAUUGUGGACAACUACCUCUAUGUGGUGGGAGGUCACUCUGGGUCGUCUUACCUGAACACUGUCCAGCGCUAUGACCCCAUCUCAGACAGCUGGUUGGACUCGAGCGGCAUGUUGUACUGCCGUUGUAACUUUGGCCUGACUGCCCUUUGACCCAUGGCCCAGCUGGCUAGGACCCAAUAAGAGAACUUAGACACGAAGACUUUUCUUUUUUGUUGUCUCCUCCUCCGUCCCACAUUCAUCCUCCAGGUGCAGGGUAGCGCUGCACAGCAAUGGGAACACCAGAGGAGAGGAUGAGAGAGCCUGCUGGGUGGAUCAAUGUGCUGGGCGAGCUGGCUGGAGAGAGAGGGGGACCACAGACAUGGCUGUGGCGAUGAAGAGCUACGAAGUUGCGUGGAUGUGAAAGGAAGAGAGUUGGACGGCUGCUGUCACGGGCACAAGGAGACGACCGCUCUACUGCUGCUGGACCACAAUAAGGACUCUGAGCCAUUUCCCAGAGGAUUGUGGGAAAAAUCUUGUCACUUUUUUCUUCAUUAUUCUGUUAUGUCAGCACACAUUUGUGUUUUAUUUACGUCAUACCAUUUAACACCUACAUUUUUUUUUUUUUUCUCGUUAAUUUCCCUGCUGCAAAACGGAACCAUAUCUUCAAACUUUAGAACACCGCUUGUGUACUUGUAUGAAAUAUGUGGUUGUCGGCCAUGUUAGUGUGUAUGUCCGUGUGUAUGCUCGAGGAGUAAGUGCAUGUCAGAUAGGAUUGUUUUGCUGCGUGUUUACGUGCAGAACCGAUGCUCGUGCUCAGCGACCCACGAGCUCUGCAUCAAAAUCAGUGCUUCACAAAAAAAACGUUGGAAUCUUUAUAUUUUCUCAAAAAGGGCUGCCUUUUUUCCUCUCUUGUAAAUUGUCUAAAUGAAAUAUAUAUAGAUGAAUAUAUCCUCUAGUGCAUUGCCUGUAAAUGUUUUUUCUGCACUGGGUCACUAGCGUGUGAAUGUAUGUGUGUAGUUUGAUUCCAAGGGUCAAUUUAGAGGUGAAUGACGAAUUCUCCUCGUUGUUUGCCACUAGUCUGUCAUUCUUGGAGCCAUGUUAAGAAAAUAAUGAUCCCCAUGUUCUAGCUUCUGUUACAGCCUCUUGAGGUCGGGUCAUGCACUUGCUACUCUUCACAAUAGUUGUAAUCGACCCUGGCCCUAUGUUCACCCUUUGGUCUGUACACGAUACCAACUGGUGCUAUAUUUAGGAUUCAGCUGUUUGUCUGUGUUGCCUCACACAAUUAGGUCAAUCUCUGCAUCAUUACAGCUUUACAUGUUUAAUCAUAUUGAUUUAAAUGCGUUAAAACCCUAAAUGGCCCCCAACGAUGCAAUAAAAUUAAGUCGUACUGAAAGGGACGUCCUUUGGUUGGACAACCACAAACCUCUGCCCCCAUAAUUCCACCCCCCCAUCAAAAAUCCACACUGUUUUUUGUACUAUUAUGUUUUAUAGGCAUUUAAUGUCUUCACAUGAUCCCUAAUGCAGGAUAUGAGCAUGCUUUGCCUUGUCUCAACACCUGGUGCCCGUACAAUGUAACUCUUCACUCUCGCCUCCAAUCAGGUGUGUGAGAAGUCUGUAUGCUCGCCAACCUGCUACCAAACACGCGGCCAUGGUCUUGUGUGUUAGAUCAGGUUCGAGGUCAUUGGUUCAGUUUCAUGUAAAGUGCCAAAACAUGCACCUUAUUUUUGUAUUUAUUUUUCUCCGUUCGUCCAACCCCUAGGGCCAGAAACUGCAUCCCUCUUUGAAUUGAAACACUUAAUCAUUGCUAAUGUAUUAGCGUCACAUUCUUCCAUACUGUCAUGGUUAUGGAAGACAAAGCACCGUGGGCUCUGUUAGCCACCUCAGGCCAAGUCGUCACUGUCACCAGUCCUGUGUCUGGGAGAGAGAGCUGAUUAGCUGACUGAGUGUACGUCUGGGUGUGUAUUAUGACCCCAGGCUGGCUGAAGGUGCAGCUUCGGGCUCCACUGACAGAAAGGUCAAGCGACGCACAGCAUUAGAGGGGGUGCCAAACUAGGAAACGACUUCUCGUGGUGCCACUUUGUUGAGUCACUGUCGGCGUUCAAGUCUAGUUGAGUUGUUUUGUGCACUGAGGUUUGCACAUACAUGAAAACUUAAAACCAAGCUCUGCAUUGCACUUACCAAACUAUUUGAUACAUAUUGUAAUUUGUACAUGUUUUAUAAUUUAGGUUGACGGCAUUUAGAAAAUGCAAUAUUAUUAUUUUCUGUUCCGUGUGUGGACGAGUGUGUUUUGUGUUUGUCUCUUUUAAAAAGCCAAGGCAUUUCAUAUUGUUGAACCCCCUCCCCACAUGGCAUGUCCGUCCAGUCACUUUUGGUACCAUUGACUUUGCCUCAUCUUAAUUGACAUUUUGUGUUGUCAUUUUGUUGUGCAUGCUGUUUAAUUUUGUACAAGGCAUAUGUUUAUUUAUCUAGAUUCUAAUGGAUAGCUCACAAUUUAAUGAAUUGGUGCCAAACUGAAGUAUACACAUGAAAAUACUGAUAACCAGCAGUUUUUAACCAUGUACCGGUCAUGUAAACAGGACAUGUGCUCUUCCACUUUAAUGACAUUUGCCUUGUAUGUUGGUCAGAGUGUCACUGGUGAGACUUAGUCUGUCGCAGAUUGUUUGCCUCACCAUGUGGAGUGUAAGCAAACUGAUGUAUGUUCCUGCAUAAUUAUUUUAUGAAGAUGUGAAUGACUUCUUUUAUUCGUAUUUAUGAUUUGUAUUGUUUAUGUUCUGUAACCAGAUUCUUUUUGUCUACUGUAAUGGAUUUUGUUAUGUCUCUUUAUCACAGCACAAAUCAUGCAGGCGUGAAUGUGCUGCUGCCAUGGUUCAUCUAGCGUCAAUGUUACGUGUAAUGUCAUCAUCUGAGGUGUAUACUAACUACUACUUUUAGAGCAAGGCUGAUGAAAAGCUGCAAACGUUAAUCUGCAAAAGGAAGGCGUGUUUAGAGUUAAGUUUGUGUGUGUAUUUUUUUGUAAUGGCCUAACUAACCAAUGUCCUGUUUAUUUUUGCCACCACUCUCACCAAAGUGCUUGUUCAAAGAGAGCAGAUGGACGACGACUAACACCUGGUCUGCGACGGCCUGCCACUCUUAAUGUUUGUGUCUGACAGAAAAAAAAAUCCUUUUUGAAACUGAUGUCAAUGUUUAGCCAAAUGACCACUCUGCUUCUUUUACGUCCCCCCCCCCCCCCAUCGUGUGUCCGGAGUAGUGAGGUGAUGGCGAUCUUGAAUUUUAUAUCCUGUGGAUUAAUACUGGAAGUACAAGAUAACCCUAGGUGUAGGAAAAACGGUAGCUUUUCACAUUUUGACCAUGUUUUUGAUUGAAGACAUUUUACAUACAUUCUAGUCAGUUUGUGUGGUGCAGUUGUACCCAGUAUAAAAAUAAAAUGCCUGCCUUAAAAGGUA
Molecule: messenger RNA, 5146 nt
Organism: Pleuronectes platessa (European plaice)
Lineage: Eukaryota; Metazoa; Chordata; Actinopteri; Pleuronectiformes; Pleuronectidae
Product: kelch-like protein 28
Exons: 6
Coding region: 159-1874 (571 amino acids)
Molecular function (GO): protein binding
Source: RefSeq, a predicted model, not a curated record